AUGUCUAGUUACUCUGUUGGCCCUGAGCUGCAGGUCCUCAGCCCUGGGGUGGGCUAUGGCAUCAUUGCGGGAAUAGGCGCGGUCUUCAGUCUGGUCAUGAUUCUAACCUCACGCUUCCAGAACCGAUACUUUGCCUUUUCGACAAAACAAUCGGAAGAAUUCAAUACAGCUUCACGAAGUGUCAAGCCUGGCCUUAUAGUUGCAGGGAUCGUCUCUGCGUGGACUUGGUCGGCCACGCUAUUAACCAGCUCCACGUUCGCCUACGCCUUCGGGAUUUCGGGCCCAAUGUGGUACGCGGCACUUGGUUCGUCCCAGGUGAUUCUGUUUGCUAUGCUCUCACUUCGAGUCAAGAGAGACGUUCCCGGUGCACAUACGUUCCCAGAAAUUGUGCUUGCCCGUCACGGUCAUGUGGCGCAUGGAAUUUUCACAUUCUUUGGCUGGGUGGUAAAUAUGUUCGUUGGUGCAUCGUUGAUCCUUGGUGGAUCACAAGUUCUGGCAGGACUAUCUGGGGUCAACGUCUAUGCCGCUUGCUUCAUCAUUCCCAUCGCUGUGGCGGCAUAUGUCAUCCAAGGAGGUCUUCGCAGUACCUUCGUUGCCGACUAUCUCCACACCGUGAUACUUUUUGUGGCUAUCUUCAUAUUUGCCUUCACUCUCUACACUUCAGACGACUAUGCUGGCAGUCCAGGUCGAGUCUAUGAUCUAUUAGUCGAGGCAUCCAAGGCAACUCCGCUCCCGGGAAACCGUCACGGCUCGUGGCUGACGUUUCAAUCGGACACGGGCCUCAAAUUCGCAGCCUUGAUCUUCUUGGGCAGUUUCUCUGUCGUAUGGUUGGAUCAAGCUUACUGGCAACGCGCUAUUGCUUCGAAGCCGGAGACGAGCGUCAAGGCAUAUCUGUUGGGCGGUCUUGCCUGGUAUGGUAUACCCUAUGCCUUUGCUACUGCCAUGGGACUAGGUGCCGUUGCAUUGACAAGUUCGCCAUCGUUCCCUACGUAUCCCAACCCCCUUACACCUGCGCAGGUUGGAGGUGGAUUCUCAGCCCCUGCGACAGCGAUUGCCUUAAUGGGCAAGAAUGGCGCCGCCUUGAUGCUUUUGUCGCUCUUCAUGGCAGUUACAUCUGCAACCUCGGCUGAGCUCAUCGCCGUCUCGUCUUUGUGGACAUUCGACGUCUACAAACUCUACAUCAAUCCUUCGGCAUCGUCUUCGCAAUUGGUUGCUCAAUCGCAUUACGGCAUCGUAGUAUAUUCCUUGACAUUGGCAGCCUUCUGCUGCGGACUGAGUGCCAGUGGGAUCGACAUCACAUGGCUGAUGACUGUAGGUGGAGUGAUUUGUGGUGGAGGCGGUAUACCGUUGGGUCUCCUAGUUCUUUUUCCCGAAUGGGUUUCGACCACAGCCGCCAUUGGAGCUCCUCUGGUUGCAACACCUUCAGGAUUGAUCGCCUGGUUUGUUACUACACACAUCAGAUCAGGAUCAAUCACUGCUGUCACAACUGGUGAUCUGACCAACUCUUUAGUCGGAAGUGCCACCGCCUGUGGCACAGGUGCAGUUGUGGUCCUCGUUCUGACCAUCCUCCUCCCAUACAAGUACACUUCGACAGAUCCCGCACAUAUAGCCCGUGUCCAAAAGAUUCGAGGAACCGUGCCUCUGCAAGGACAGGAACCUAUCAACGAAGCAGGUCUGACUGUGAGUGAGACAAUCAUUGAGACGAAACCUGGAAAAUCUGGCGAGCCCGAUACCGAGAAAGCAGCGAAAAGCGCUUCGCCCGUCGAAGCAGGGGCUCCGACAGGUAAUGAGAUUGUUGACUUUCUGACUGCCAACCACAUCGAGCCUCUGGACUUCAACGCUUAUCGUCGAGCCCGACGUCUGGCUUACUGGAGUUGUGCGGUAUUCUUCGUUGUUGCCAUUGUGUUGUUCCCAUUCACAUUCUAUGGCACUGGGUAUAUUUUUACCAAAGCCGCAUUCACAGGCUGGGUGGUCGUGAGUUUGAUCUGGGUGUUUCUCAGCGCCUUAGCCUGCAUUGUUUGGCCGCUUGUGGAAAGCUACCCAACUUUGAGGGAUAUGACCAAAAUGCUUAUCCACGACGUGUCGUCGAGGAAGCCGAACACAGCCACUACAGCCAAUAAUACUCCAGCGGAACUCUAG
Exophiala bonariae is the source of this 2139-nucleotide messenger RNA. RefSeq lists its product as uncharacterized. Gene Ontology annotation, cellular component: plasma membrane. Lineage: Eukaryota; Fungi; Ascomycota; Eurotiomycetes; Chaetothyriales; Herpotrichiellaceae. The record is from RefSeq and is a predicted model, not a curated record. The transcript is spliced from 5 exons. Bases 1 to 2139 code for a protein of 712 amino acids. Gene Ontology annotation, molecular function: urea transmembrane transporter activity. Gene Ontology annotation, biological process: urea transmembrane transport.